Messenger RNA from Neolamprologus brichardi, 1290 nucleotides. Its product is annotated as RNA-binding protein with serine-rich domain 1-like. Gene Ontology annotation, molecular function: RNA binding. Lineage: Eukaryota; Metazoa; Chordata; Actinopteri; Cichliformes; Cichlidae. The record is from RefSeq and is a predicted model, not a curated record. Gene Ontology annotation, biological process: mRNA splicing, via spliceosome. Gene Ontology annotation, cellular component: nucleoplasm; ASAP complex; cytoplasm.
AUUGGUUCAAACUGCUUACGUCAUUUUUCUGCGCUUACUACUGUCGCGAGGAAAAAAUGGCGCCUUCUCCAACAAAAAGGAAGGACGAUGACAAGAGCAAACAGCGCAGCAAGGACAAGUCAGGAGCCACUAAGGAGGGAGCUGACAAAGGCCGGGGCCGAGACAAGAACCGCACCCGACGCAGCGCUUCUAGCAGGAGCAGCAGGUCGAGCUCCAGCUCCAGCAGCAGCAGCUCAGGAUCCAGCUCUGGCUCCUCCAGCGGCUCAAGCUCCUCUGCCUCCAGCCACUCUGGCUCCUCCAGCUCCCGCUCUUCUUCCUCCUCAUCUUCAUCAUCCUCACCCAGCCCCAGCCGCCAACGCCACAACAACAGACGACGCUCACGCUCAAAGUCUAAAUCGCCAAAGAAGGAAGGCAGGGAUCGACGACGCAGGAGUCCCACACCAAAACCGACCAAGGUCUUCCUGGGUCGGCUGACCAGAAACGUCAUCAAGGAGCACAUCCAGGAGAUUUUCUCCACAUAUGGCAAGAUCAAGAUGAUUGAAAUGCCCAUGAACCGCAUGCACCCUCACCUGUCCAAGGGGUACGCCUAUGUGGAGUACGAGACCUCCGAAGAGGCAGAGAAGGCUCUGAAGCACAUGGACGGAGGUCAGAUCGAUGGUCAGGAAAUCACUGUCACAGCUGUGCUGACUCCCACGGUGCGCCCCCCUCCUCGCAGGCUUUCCCCUCCCCGGAGGAUGCCUCCUCCGCCCCCGAUGUGGCGCCGGACUCCACCUCGUAUGAGGAGAAGAUCUCGGUCUCCACGCCGACGGUCUCCAGUGCGGCGCAGGUCUCGAUCGCCUGGCCGCCGCCGCCAUCGGUCGCGAUCAAGUUCCAACUCCUCACGCUAGCGAUCGUGAAGCCUUUCCUCUCCCUCGCCUCCUCUGAAUUUAUUCUUUUGUUUUGUCCUUUUGAUCAGAGCAACAAAAAAUGUGAAAGAAAAAUGUUUUUGUGUUGUUUCCUUGUUAAGUGGCGAACACAGGAGCACCAAAGUCUUUACCAUUUUACCCAGUAAAGACGUUCAGGCGGUGUUUUAUGAUAAUAAGACGUAAGAAUUGUGUUGAACUUUAAAUGGUUCAUUUUUAUUACAUUGAAACCUUUUCAUUAUUUUCUAAUUUUUUUGUUGUGUUCAUGUAUUUGAAAACAAUAGAAACACAAAACUGUAAAAGAGCCUAAAAGGCAAAUCUUCAUGUGUCCCCAGUAAGAAAAAAGGCUGUGAGAUUAAAAUAAAAGAACCUCUUGUAUGUUUAUGAA